GACAUUCACUCCCAAUAAUUUCCCUGGCCAGGUUUGGGUCGGUGGCGUGUGGCGUUGGCAAGGAGCUCUACGUGUUUGGCGGAGUGAGAAGCAAAGAGCAAGAAAACCCAGAGCAAAGGCAGAUGAUGACCUGCAAGUCUGAGUUCUACCAUGACGAGAUGAGGAGGUGGAUGUUCCUGGAUGAUCAGACCCUGUGUAUCCAGACCAGCUCCUCCUUCGUUUAUGGGGCUGUGCCCAUCGGAGCCAGCAUCUAUGUGGUUGGAGACCUGGACACCGGAACAAGUUUUGACUACAUCAGGGAGUUUCGCCGCAGUACUGGGACGUGGCAGCGCACCAGACCCAUGUUACCCAGCGAUCUCUCCAAAACAGCGUGCGCAGCCCUGCGCAUCGCCAACUGUCGACUGUUCCGCCUGCAGUGGAGCCAGGACAUGUUCCGGGUCCGAGUGUGACCCUGUUGGGCGCCACACUCCACUUUUGCACGCUGCUUCUGUCUACCUGCUGUAUGUCUGGGAUUGGGGAUUUUAAGAACACUAAAGUAUUAUAUUGGCUAGAGUUGAGGGUUGUGACUCUCAGUUCACGGGCUUAUACGAGAAUGGGACACAGGAUAAAAGUUCAUCUUUUUGACAUCAUAGGUUUAAUGGCUUUUUUUAUAAACCUUUAAUAUUUUUUGCUUUUAAUUGUGGGAAUUGCUUCAUAUUGUAAUGGACAUUCCUCAUCAGUAAUGUUAACUGGUGAACUGUUGCUUGGUGAGGGAUCAAACAACAAACAAUUAUUGAUAAACUGCUACUUUAUUACACAAGGGACUUUAAAAUAAGUUAUAAAAGUGCUGUGUUACAAUUUGAGUUUUAGGAUGUAUUAUGUUUUUCAGUCUUGUAUUGUCCAUCUUUCUGGUCAAUCAUUAACAUACAUAAUCAUUUGACCUAAUAUUUGUUACAACUGCAGUGGAGGUAUAAAUGCUAUAGUAAUAUAAAUCUUUAAGGGGAAGGCGGACUUUGGUGUCGGUCCCUGACAAUCAGAGAGAACUGUGGUCGUUGCAUAAAAUAACAAUGAUUUUGUGGGUUCGUAGCAUGGCAACACUGUGCGAGUUGACUAAUAAAAUAUUGGUCGUAAUCUGUCUA
Notothenia coriiceps (black rockcod) is the source of this 1118-nucleotide messenger RNA. Its product is annotated as gigaxonin-like. The transcript is spliced from 3 exons. Gene Ontology annotation, molecular function: protein binding. NCBI's taxonomy places the organism in Eukaryota, Metazoa, Chordata, Actinopteri, Perciformes, Nototheniidae. The coding region runs from base 123 to 449 and encodes 108 amino acids. The record is from RefSeq and is a predicted model, not a curated record.